Molecule: messenger RNA, 588 nt
Organism: Soboliphyme baturini
Lineage: Eukaryota; Metazoa; Nematoda; Enoplea; Dioctophymatida; Soboliphymatidae
Source: the annotation of a GenBank genome assembly
AUGUUGCAGAGCACUUUAUCUACGCCCUUGCUACCGAUGACGAACGGCUCUUUGAGUCGCAAAGGUCCUCAUCGUUCGACGAACAGUCUUCCAAAGACCCCUAGUAGGCAGCCAGUCACCGGUGAGAGUUCCGCUUUGACCGACGGCGACAUGGUGAUGGAUGAGAAAGAGCUUCUGAACGAAGCGCGAUCUCUUAGACAGCACAAGCAGCGACUAGAACAGCGCAGCCGAAUUCUCGAGGACCACAACAGACAGCUGGAAAUUCAGCUUAAACGGCUUAGGCAGCUGAUCAACGAACAGCAGCUUGCCGGGGACAGUUUGUCAGUAAACGAUCGCUGGUCUCCUUAUUCGACCAUCCAGUCGCCUAAGUCAACCUAUCGUUCGUUGCCGUCGUCAGAAAAGUCACCUGUCAGAACGAACUCCGUCGCUCUGCAGCUUCGAGAUGCGUUGUUAACCAGUGCUCCUCCUACGAAUUCUCAUAUCUACGACCUGAUGAGCACCGUACAGGAUCUUGGAAAGGCGAUGGGCAAUCUGAUCAACGUUGUCACAUCCGACGAUGAGUUGUCCGACGAUAAAAGUUUUUCUUAA